Molecule: messenger RNA, 138 nt
Organism: Cetraspora pellucida
Lineage: Eukaryota; Fungi; Glomeromycota; Glomeromycetes; Diversisporales; Gigasporaceae
Source: the annotation of a GenBank genome assembly
UUCUUACAAAACAGUAUUGCUCCUAAGAAUGUCACCUCCAAGAAUGUUGUUUCUAAAAAUAUCACUCCUGAGAAUGUCAUUCUUAAGAAUGUUGUUUCAAAAAACAUAACACUACCAAAAGCCAUAAUCAAAAAGUAG